Molecule: messenger RNA, 1020 nt
Organism: Cokeromyces recurvatus
Lineage: Eukaryota; Fungi; Mucoromycota; Mucoromycetes; Mucorales; Mucoraceae
Product: Homeodomain-like protein
Exons: 3
Coding region: 1-1020 (339 amino acids)
Source: RefSeq, a predicted model, not a curated record
AUGGGUGCCUAUUACGAUAGUCUUUUAUCACCUUCCAUCUUAACCACAACACGUAGUCAUUCUAUUAAACGCAAUAGACGGCCUUCCACUUAUUCAAGAUGGACAAAUGAAGAAGAUGAAUUACUUCGACAAGCAGUACAAUCCUACGGUCCUCAUAAAUGGGCCCUUAUUGCUUCUCAUGUACCUAAUCGAACACCGAUGCAAUGCUCAACGAGAUGGCUAGGUGCCCUCAACCCAAAUAUUCAUAAAGGUCGUUGGACAGAAAAUGAAGAUGCAGUUUUAAGGUAUUCGGUAUUAGAAUAUGCAAAUAGAACAGAUGCAGAAGGACGAACACAACCUAUUCCUUGGAAUAAAAUAGCGGAACGUAUAUCAAAUCGAACAGGUAUUCAAUGCCAAGCUAGAUGGACGGAGGCAUUAGAUCCUUAUGUUAGAAAGGGUAAAUGGGGUGCAGAUGAAGAUUCUUUAUUAGUUUUGGGCGUUAAAGAAUUUGGAAGAUGUUGGAUUAGAAUAGCAGAAACUAUACCAGGCCGAACACAAAGACAAUGUCGUACUCGUUGGAUGCAACUUAAAUACAAAGAAGACCGUCAACAUCAAAAGUAUGAAAUUGAUGAAAAAAUAAAUACUACAAAGGAGUCUUCUGUAUCACCAACUACAGAAGAUACUUCCUCACAACAAAGUUAUAAUACUUCUGAUGAGGAGGAGGAAGAGGUUGAUAUGAAGCAAUCACAGAAACACACACAACAGCAACCACAACUCACGCCUACGCCAACACCUAAUUUUUUCACUGCUGACGAUUUUAAUUCUCAACUAUCCCAACAACAACAUGCUAUGAUGAUGUUGAUGCUCGAUGACAAUAAUAAUAAUAAUAACACUAAUAUGAAUCAAACGUUAAUGUCAAAUAACAAUGGUAAUAAUGGUAUGAUAGAUUUUCUAAAAGAAGAUGAGUUAUUUUUAGCUACAGAUUGGAAUACCUCUUUACAUCAACAAACCAUUACACACAACACUAAUUUUUAUUUAUAA